Messenger RNA from Monopterus albus (swamp eel), 1872 nucleotides. RefSeq lists its product as uncharacterized. NCBI's taxonomy places the organism in Eukaryota, Metazoa, Chordata, Actinopteri, Synbranchiformes, Synbranchidae. The coding region runs from base 177 to 1073 and encodes 298 amino acids. Gene Ontology annotation, cellular component: cytoplasmic stress granule; nucleoplasm. Gene Ontology annotation, molecular function: RNA binding. The transcript has 4 exons. The record is from RefSeq and is a predicted model, not a curated record.
UUCCUCAAUGUUUACCGCCGGACCGCUUAUGGGACAGAGACUUCCUGUCCCACCCACAUUUCCAUGUCGCUUCCGGGUGGCUAAACAAGAUUCUUCCAGCAAGCGGUCGUUAUCUUAAUGCUGUAAACAAAAGUUACUAAACGGUUCAGCUUCAGCGACACAUUAAGCGAAAGGACAUGCAUAUCAAAACAGGUACAUGGGAAGCUACCAACACUGUGUGUGAGUCAGAUACUCUGUGUGAUCCAGCGGUCCUUGUUUCAGCCACCAAUUCGGAGCCACAUAUUCGCAACCGUCGCCUGUCUCCUGGCUCAGGAAAUUGUGGAGGUGGUGGAGGUGGAGGCUGUGUCUCUGGGGGUGACCAGCAGCCCCAGCAAAUUUCACCUGAGGGUGAACUGAUUGGACCUGGUCACACACAAACCUUCAGCGUUCGCAGGGAAAAGGAACGCAAGCGUCUGCAACACAAAGGGCGCAGUCUCCGCAGGGAGAGUCAAAAGGGGGUCAGCAGAGUUGGCGAGCGGUCACAAAAAGUUAACCAGAAAGAUAGGUGGGUGGAGGACAGUCUAUCACUGCUCAAGCCCCCUCCUGCCUUCCCAGUGCAGGACAGCCCAGCCAAGCUGCAGCCUGCUGUCAGCUACGCCUCCAAGGUGAAGGCAGGGGCAACGAGUGGAGCCCUGGAGGAGGACCGGUCUGCAAUUGGUGCGCUGCUGCAGAACCGGUGGGGUCUCUGUUUCAUCAGUGAGGGAAGGCCGGUCAUGGAGGGCUCCUGCACUCACCCUGCUGUCAACACCCUCCCACCUCAGCAUGCAGAUGCUAAUCAGUCAGCGGACCUAGAGCUCCACACCGGUCUCACUGCCCAGUCCACCAAAGAAACACCUGUUCAAGUUGCUACCUCUGUUACCCCCAUCACAUGCCCAGAGGUGGACGAGAGCAAUGGCACGCUGCUGCUUAGCUGUCGCCAUCUAGUGGAGGCUUUGAAUCACCACAAUAGAGAAUGGAAUGCUAUAUGUAACAGACAGAAAAAAGAUCCUAAAAGGGUUGUGUGGUACAAGGACACCCAGGAGCAUCCAGCCUAGCAGUGUGAGAAACCCAAAGCAUAUAUAAGCACAUACGCAAAACACCUACAUGCACAUGAAAACACAAAAGGUGGACUACUUUUGGAGUCCUUUCACACACACUGCACUCAGGAUGAUGUCUUCACACAACGCCACACUGAGACACUUUGGACUAACUCUUUUGAGAUCUUACAGCAAUGGACUUUUUAACGCCUUACAGAACGCCUUAAUUAAUCAGACCUGUUUAACACCUCUGACCAUUUUUAGCUUGUAUGUGUAGAGCUGGUCUUUUUUUUUUUUUUUUUUAAACAAUCUCUUAAGGAGCUGUAAUUUAAAUUUUUGUCCAGUUUUAUCAAAAUUUUUCCUUUGUCCUCUGCAAAGAGUGGUCAAUCCAGCACUUUGUUUUAAAUCUAUUGUGACCAACCCCUGUGUGCGAGAAACCCUCACCAGAGUGAUAUUUUCCCCCUCUCGAUUAUAAGCAGCAGAAUGUCUUGCUUGAGUUUAAAAUUUUAUGGUUCAUGUAUGCAGACGACAUCUGUAUCAGUGUCUUCAGUUUACAGACAGGUGUAGUUAAAGGCACAAUAGAGUUCACCCUUUACCCCUGUCAGAUCUUAAUGCUGUGUUCCUUCCUUUUUUAUUUUGGUUCCCUAAUUGGAUGAAUGUUACUCAUGAAUCUAUAAGGGUUCUCAUGUUUGUUCUGUAGAUUUAUUUAGUUUUUUGUGAAAAGAAUCUAUUCAAUAAAGUUACACUGGAGAAGGAGGAGGAAUGUAAGUGAACAGUAUUGCUUAAUAAAAAUUAAUAAAUUUAAGUUCCAUCUUAA